Aspergillus bombycis is the source of this 3021-nucleotide messenger RNA. RefSeq names its product isoleucine--tRNA ligase ISM1. Gene Ontology annotation, cellular component: cytosol. Bases 1 to 3021 code for a protein of 1006 amino acids. The record is from RefSeq and is a predicted model, not a curated record. The transcript has a single exon. Gene Ontology annotation, molecular function: isoleucine-tRNA ligase activity; tRNA binding; aminoacyl-tRNA deacylase activity. Lineage: Eukaryota; Fungi; Ascomycota; Eurotiomycetes; Eurotiales; Aspergillaceae. Gene Ontology annotation, biological process: isoleucyl-tRNA aminoacylation.
AUGCCGGAAUUGUCGCGGUCGCUUACUCGAUCGUGGUCGUCGACGCUCAAACUCCCUAAGUCGACGUUCCCUGCACGCGUGACCCCGGCCGAUCAAGCAAAAUACCUACGACGAUGCACUGACGAGCUCUACGCCUGGCAACGCCGUGAAAGACCGGCCGAUAAGCCCUUUGUCUUACACGAUGGCCCGCCAUAUGCUAACGGCGAGCUUCAUGUCGGGCAUGCGCUGAACAAGAUCUUGAAGGACCUUAUUUGCCGAGUACAGUUGGGACUCGGAAAACGAGUGCGAUAUGUCCCAGGGUGGGAUUGCCAUGGAUUACCGAUUGAGUUGAAGGCACUUGAAGCCCAGAAGGGACUGAAAGAUGCGGGGGGGUCUGUCAGUGCGGCAGUCAUACGAAAGGAAGCACGGGCACUGGCAAGACGGACAGUCAAGGAACAAAUGAAGGGAUUUCGCAGCUUCGCGGUCAUGGGCGAUUGGGAAAACCAUUGGAAGACUAUGGAUAAGGAAUUCGAGAAGAGACAGUUAGGAGUAUUUCGCGAAAUGGUUGAUAAGGGCUUGAUCUACCGAAGGUUUAAGCCCGUCUAUUGGUCACCCUCCACCGGCACAGCGCUCGCAGAAGCAGAAUUGGAAUACAAAGACGAUCAUGUUUCUACUGCUGCUUUGGUCAAAUUUCCCCUGCUUUCGAUUCCCUCGCACUUAGCGCAGAACCCGUUGCUACAGGUCAAGGAUCUUACUGCUGUUAUUUGGACUACGACUCCCUGGACGCUCCCCGCCAAUGCCGUAAUUGCUGUCCAUCCAGAUCUGGAAUACACGAUUGUUCAGUCAGACACCCAUGGCCAUCUUCUUGUCGCGCAAUCCCGGUUACAAUAUCUUGAAAAUGUCCUCAAGGAAGACCUAUCUGUGAUCAUUCCAUCGGUCCUUGGCUCAGAGCUGGCAGAUCGGACAACGUAUCGGCCUCUGUUCAAGGGGGCUGAUGCAGAGCCUCAGCCUAUAAUUGCCGCUGACUUCGUCACCGCCGACUCUGGAUCAGGUCUUGUUCAUUGUGCCCCAGGCCACGGUAUGGAAGACUACGAAGCUUGCCUCUCCCGCGGAAUUACUGCAUUUGCGCCAGUUGAUGAUCAUGGCCGAUUCACCGACAAGGCUAUGCCCAGUGACCCUACAAGAUUAAGCGGUAAGAGCGUUUUGGAUGAAGGUAACGCUGCUGUUCUCGAGUACAUCGAAUCGCAAGGACAUCUUCUUACGAAGCAUCAGUAUGAACAUAAGUAUCCCUAUGACUGGCGAUCUAAGCGUCCCAUCAUUAUCAGGGCUACUGAACAAUGGUUUGCCGACGUGGCCGACAUUCGUGAGAGUGCAGUCAAGGCUUUGGAGGAUAUCCGUUUUGUUCCAGCUUCCGGAAGACAACGGCUAGAGAACUUCGUGAAAAAUCGAAGCGAAUGGUGCAUCUCACGUCAGCGUGCUUGGGGCGUGCCUAUCCCUGCUCUCUAUCAUCGGGUCACGGGCGAAGCUGUGCUUACGAAGGAUUCUGUUUCGCAUAUUAUGUCCGUUAUAGAUGAGCGUGGCAUUGACGCUUGGUGGACGGAUGAUGCAAAUGAUCCUGCCUGGAUUCCAGCAUCCCUCCAAGAGACGCCUGGGCCCGGAUACAGGCGUGGAACAGAUACUAUGGACGUAUGGUUCGACAGCGGUACCAGCUGGGCUGAAAUUGAUGAGCCGUAUCGUGAUGGGUACCCAGCCGAUGUUUACUCAGAAGGCACUGACCAACAUCGCGGCUGGUUUCAGUCAGGUCUUCUCACAUUUACAGCCCACCAGCUCGCUGCAGGACAGACGGCUACUCGCGCACCGUUCCGAAACCUUAUCACCCAUGGAUUCACACUGGAUGAGGAAGGUCGCAAAAUGAGCAAGUCUAUUGGUAAUGUUUUGCAUCCUCAGACUAUCAUGGACGGAACCCUUCUGCCUCCUCUCAAGCCAAGGAAGGGGAAGAAAAAGCAAUCGGAGAAUCAGGGACCCAUCUAUGAUGCCCUCGGUCCUGAUGCGCUUCGUAUGUGGGUCGCGAGCAGUGAUUAUACCCGCGACGUGGUGAUUGGGAAGCAGGUUCUUCAAACCGUCAAUACAAGCUUGCACAAGUACAGAGUGACCUUCAAGCUCCUGCUUGGCGCUCUUUCGGACUUCCGCUUAGACAAUCAGGUUCCAUAUACUCAAUUACAGCAAGCCGAUCGGAUAGCGCUCAAGCAUUUGUCCGAGAUGAUCCUUUCUUGUCAGAAGGCUUGUGAUAACUUCGAAUUCUAUAAGGCUGUGAAUGCUCUGAACCGCUGGGCUAAUCUCGAAUUUUCUGCGUUCUACAUGGAAGCUAUUAAGGAUCGACUGUAUACCUAUGGAGAGAACAGCGCCAGUAGACGCGCUGCGCAGACGACCCUGUUCCAUAUUUAUCGCCAUCUUCAAGAAGCAUUAGCUCCCAUUACUCCCAUGCUCGUGGAAGAGACCUGGGAGCACACCCCUGAAGCCAUCAAGUCGCAGUGCGAGCAUCCUUUGAAGCGUGUUGUGUCUGUGCCUGCCUCGGAGUGGCAAGACAACUCCCUUGAGACAGACUACCAGGACCUUGUUGCUGUCCACUCAGUUAUUAAGAAUGCUCAGGAAACGGCCCGGGGCAAGAAGGAAAUGGGUUCAUCUCUCCAGUCCUUUGCCCACAUUGUUCUUCCUCGGGGCGUCAGCAACUCCGUAUUCCAGCGAUCUUUAACUGAGCUUCCCGAUAUCUUUGUUGUCUCAUCCGUCACACUUGGAACCGCUGGCGAGCCAAUUCCGGCUACCAUUGCAGAAGCGGAAUGGCAAUACAGCGAGGACUAUGAACUUCCUAGUGGAGAAAAGGGCACCGUAUAUGUUUAUACCCCACAGGCUGGCAAAUGCCCGCGGUGCUGGCGCUAUGUUGUCCCAGAAUCGCAGGCUGAGGAGUCUGUUUGUGAUCGCUGUGAGAACGUUGUCAGUGAGCUUGAUGCGUCUGCAGCGGCUAAGGCGCUCGAUUCGCCGUAG